Anolis carolinensis (green anole) is the source of this 5817-nucleotide messenger RNA. RefSeq names its product neuronal tyrosine-phosphorylated phosphoinositide-3-kinase adaptor 2 (gene nyap2). The record is from RefSeq and is a predicted model, not a curated record. The transcript has 9 exons. Gene Ontology annotation, biological process: neuron projection morphogenesis; phosphatidylinositol 3-kinase/protein kinase B signal transduction. NCBI's taxonomy places the organism in Eukaryota, Metazoa, Chordata, Lepidosauria, Squamata, Anolidae. The coding region runs from base 1480 to 3768 and encodes 762 amino acids.
CCUUUCCCCAAGCAGCAGCCUAAUCUGCGUCAGCAGUAAUUGUGAGCCCGGCACGGCUUUUAUGGGGAGGGUGAGUGCAAAUGAUACAUCAAUAUGAGGUCUCAAACCGAGACUUAGAUGUUCCCUCUAAGUGGCUCCUCAUUUCCCGGAGCCAUAACAUGGGCUAAAGGUUAACUUGCCCAUUCUCUGUGGAGGGACAAUUCUUUUUUUAAAAGGGGUGUCGGAGGAGAAGAAUGGAACAGGCUUGUUUCCUAUUUUGUUCUACCUAGAAAGACUGCAUUUGCUUGGAUUCCCUACAUUUUCUCUCUGUCGCACACACACGAGUGGAUUAUUUUGCUAAUCAGACUUCAGUGCAGCGAAGAUAAAAGAGAGAGAAUCUGUUGCCUAGAUAGGAGGCUUUAAUGAGCAGCUGCGCCCCUGGGGACAGCAAGCUGAAGUCGAAGGCUGCUGCUUUCCAGUCUCUUGUCAUUUCUUCACUCGGUCCUUCACCUCCUUUCCCCCCCACUCUUUCGCCUCCAAUGGGCCUAAGGAAGGCAAACGGGAACUGUCCAAGGUGCUAGAAUGCUGGCUGCUUGGCUGCUGGAUGCAAGCGGAUUGCAGAAAAAGAGGAGCACCAGAUUACUGCUCAUAGCUGAAGGUAGGCUUGCUCUUUGUUUGAGAAUCCCUGAUUAAUCAACAACAGCAGCAACACAGAGAGAGAGAGAGUGAAGGAGAGAGAGAGAGAAAGCUCCAGCCUGCUUGUAGUCAUGGGGAGAGAGUGAGAGAGACUAUUUGAAACCUUCAGUGUCUAGGUGGCAAUGAGAGUGAGCAAGACGAAGAGCAUCUUUUUUUCCUGCUGCAAGAAGCCAUUUGGAUAGGAUGUUUGCCAUCCUUUCUUUUUCUUUCUUUCGCUCUUUGCGCUAUUGACUCCAAUGAGGCACCUUAGCCACUUCUCUGUCAUUGCAUAUGUUGGUGCUGCAAUCUUCUGCGUGGUGAAGUGGGGUGGAAACCCUCCCAUUUCCUUGCUGUUGGACUUCAAAACAGGAUGCCAUUGGUGCCCCUUGAUACCUUCACUGCCCUUCCUCUCCAUGUGGAUUGAAGAUGCCCAGUCUCCUCUUUCCUCUGCUUAGUUCCAUUGCAUUUGUGACAGUCAAACUUUAAAAGGCUAUUUUUAAUCCUGUACUGAGAAGAGAUUUCUUUCUUUCCUUUUUCAUGGCAACCCACUUGUUUUGAGAGAUACAGAAUGCUACAAUCUGGAUAUCUUUGCCAAGAAGAUCUCAAGCACUUUAAUUGAAGGGAAAAAAAUCAAAACAAAAACAAACCUGAGCCAAUCUGCAAAACCUGUUUUGUAUGGUGCUGAAAUAUCCCUUCAGACUGCACUGAGAUAAACCCCAGGGAAGGGCUUUUACAGACAAAAGUCACCUUUAAUCAUUGCACUUAGCAGUCCCUUCAGGACUUUAAUCUUGGAAGUAUUUUGCUCUGUUUAUUAUCUCCCACAAGAUGAUGGGUUCUAAUCAAGAGGAGGUAACUUUGGGCACUUUUCUCCAGUAUAUUGAAGACAUGGGCAUGAAGGCCUAUGAUGGUUUGGUUAUACAGAACGCGUCCGACAUAGCCCGAGAGAACGAUCGCAUGAGGAAUGAAACAAACCUGGCUUACUUGAAAGAAAAGAAUGAAAAGCGCCGGAAACAAGAGGAAGCAAUAAAACGCUUAGGUGGUGAAGUGGUGAGAGGAAAUGAAGGAAGCUACGUGAGCAAACACUUUCGUAUGGGAUUUAUGACAAUGCCUGCACCUCAGGAUAGACUGCCGCAUCCUUGUUCCAGUGGAUUUACCGUGAGAUCCCAAUCUCUUCAUUCUGUUGGAGGUACCGAUGAUGAAAGCAGUGGCUGCUCUCGGAAACAACCACCACCAAAACCUAAACGAGACCCCAAUACCAAACUAAGCACAUCCUCUGAAACUGUAAAUGCUGGAACCACCAGUAAGAGUGGAAAGCUACCAGACAGGACUGAAGUGUCAGGCAAACCAAGGCCUCACAGUGAUGAAUAUACAAAGAAAGUUCCUCCUCCUAAGCCAAAACGGAAUCCAAACACACAGUUGAGUGCAUCUUUCGAUGAGACGUACAUAAAAAAACAUGGCUCCUUAAAGACAACGCUGAGUAGAGAUGGCUCCUUAUCACAGGUCAGCAGUCCUGCUCCUGAUACGGAGGAAGACGAACCAGUUUAUAUUGAAAUGGUUGGAAAUAUACUUAGAGACUUCAAAAAAGAUGAGGAGGAUCAAAGUGAAGCAGUUUAUGAGGAAAUGAAGUAUCCCAUCUUUGAUGAGGGUGGCCAAGAUUCAAAGUGUCCAUGUGAGUAUGACCAUCACAGCUGUUCCUCUCAGUGUGCUACUCCCACAGUGCCUGACCUUGAUUUCACCAAGUCCUCUCUGCCAUCCACUCCCAAGGGUGUGCUUUGUGACAUACCCCCACCAUUUCCAAAUUUGCUUUCUCACAGACCUCCACUCCUAGUGUUCCCGCCUGCACCAGUGCAGUGCUCCCCAAAUUCUGAUGAAUCUCCUUUAACACCACUGGAAGUGACUAAGCUUCCUGUAUUAGAAAACGUGUCUUAUAUCAAACAGCAAGCUGGACCUUCUCCAUCUUCACUGCCACCUCACACGCCAAGUCAUCAAAAACUGGAGAAAGACCAGACAGCAUCUCAUGGAACUAGUACUCCAGGGCACUCCUCUUCACCUCCUCAUCCUUCUACCUUAUACAGAACACAGUCUCCACACGGCUAUCCAAAAAGCCACUCUGCCUCUCCCUCUCCUGUGAGUAUGGGUCGGUCACUUACCCCCUUAAGUCUCAAAAGACCUCCUCCUUAUGAUUCUGUACAUUCAGGAAGUCUCUCAAGAAGUUCUCCAUCAGUGCCUCAUUCAACAGCCAGAAACCUAUUGCAAGAAGGAGGGAAAAUGGUAAACGUCACUGUCAAUACCUACGGGUCAUCUUCGCAGAGUAGUUCACGAUCCAGAACACCAACCAGUCCUCUCGAGGAAUUAACCAGCCUUUUUACCUCAGGCCGAAGUUUACUGAGGAAAUCCUCCAGUGGGAGAAGAUCUAAAGAGCCUGCAGAGAAACCAUUAGAUGAACUGAAGAUCAGGAGCCACAGCACUGAGCCACUACCAAAGCUGGAAAACAAAGAAAGAGGUCACCAUGGGGCAUCUUCCAGAGAGCCAAUAAAAGCUCAGGAAUGGGAUGGGACACCAGGACCACCACUUGUAUCUAGCAGACUUGGAAGGUCUUCUGUUAGUCCAACCAUGUUGGCAGGAAAUAAUAGUUCGGUGCUACUCCUGUGCUGGUCCCAGAACACCAGAGACAAAAUAGAGCCGAAAGGAAGUUGCAGAUUGGGGCGAUCUGCAUCCACAUCAGGUGUGCCUCCUCCCUCCGUUACUCCUCUCAGGCAAGCGAGCGAUCCACACCCGAGCCAGAAUCAAGCACACUGCACACCCAGUAGGAGAGGCAAGAAACCCACAAGAACAAGGAGAGAACAACCACUUCCACAGCCUAGUAGCGUAUACAAUAACAGUAAAAUGGCGUGUAUGCAGUGGUUACAUGGAGAUCAUACAAUGCUGGAAAUGAUUGAGAAAAAACGUUGCCUCUGCAAGGAAAUCAAGGCACGACAGAAGUCAGAGAAAGGACUUUGCAAACAGGACAGCAUGCCAAUCUUACCAAGUUGGAAGAAGAACACAGGGUCUAAGAAAUACAGUCCCCCUCCAUAUUCCAAGCAACAGACUGUUUUCUGGGAUACGGCAAUAUGAUAUGAACAUGAGCGUUUAUCUUCCAAACGUUGCAGUGUGCACUGUCAGCCUAUCUUCCUCAUAAGGCAGUAUCUGGUACCUAAUUUCAGGUGAAGGUCUACCUAGGAAUAAUGCUUACUAGAGUGGUAUCCACAUGUCAAUCAAGAAAUAAAUCUAUGUCUACCACGGAGCAAAGUCAUGCACAUUUUUGAGGAUUCUUUGCCUGAAGAAAAGUAGUAAAAUGUAAAUAUUUUGCCAAUCUCCUUUGGGAAAAAAACUGAGUUAUUAUACUCUUUAUAAUGCAAACAUGUAAGAAGAGUUUUACUCAUAUACUGUUUUAAUUGUUUUCAGUGUGUUAUCUUUAUGCUUUUUUAAAAGAAAAGAUGUUGUUUCACCUGCCCAGUUUUUCGGCCUAAAUCCAAAUUGCCAAUUCCAACUAGAGUUGCCACAUUGAAUCAGUUGCUAAAUGGUACAGCAACAUGUAUAUGUGACCCACUGAGGAGGGUUUACUCAGAUUGGGACUAGCCAUUGGAUUCAGGCCUUUGUGUCUUUACAAAAGCAUGUGGUUGUACAUUUUUGGUUUAACAGUAAGUUGUUUGAAUCAAACUGGUGCUAGGGCUAUAAAUAUAUCAUUUGUUAGAAGAAUUUUCUACAAACGCCUUUCAGCAGGGGGUGGAUAGAACUGCAAAGAAUGCAGGAUAAACAGUAUUCACUUGGAUAUCCAAAUUGCUUUUAUAUAAUUGUAUUAAUAGGACAUUAAAAAUACCUGCAGUUUACCAAGUAUGCUCUGCCACCUCCUAUAUCAGCUUCACCCACAUAGCUUGCUAUUAUUGUUUAACUAGUGUCACCAAGAGGCUCCAAUCCCAAAAUCCUUGUAUAAGGAUCUUUACUACCUAACAGCACUUGGUACCUCUUAGAGGGAAUAUAUAGUAAAAGAUGGUUCUUACUGAUCCCACCCUCCAAAAAAUGUUACCAGAACUGUCAACUAUGUUUAAUGGUCUUCAUUUCAGGUUAUGGGGACAUUUGAAAUCUUAAGUAACGUUAGUUUGUAUAAUAUAAAGGUUAAAAAAGGUGAAUGUCUUGAGUGAUGCUGAUAAACUAGGCUGGUUUAACAAGCAAACUAAAUUAACUGCAGAAAAUUUUAUAUUCAGUGGAGUACUUUUCUUUCUUCUGUUCAGAUGAUUUGUGGAGACCAGGGUUCACUGUGACUAAGGACUGUACAUCACAUGAUUCAUUUAUUUUUUAUUCAUUUAGCAGGUUGAAAUUGUGGUAGUGCAGCUAUAUUUUCCAUCCUCAUUUGUCGUGGUCCCUGAAAGUAAAGGUAACAAUCUGUUCACAAUGUUCAUAUUACUUCUGUAGUAUAUUGUACUUCGUGUCCAAUUAGAAUGAGUUAAUGUUAAGUCUCACUAAAGUCAAUGGGAAAGGUUGACUUCAUCUUGGAAAGUUUGACCCUUUGAACUGGGUCUGUAAAGCACAUUUCUCUCAAGUGAUCAUUGUUGAAUUCCUGGUUGAUUCUGUAAUUGGGUCAUAGUCCUCUGUGACAUCACACCCAUCUUACUAGACAAUAUAAUGUCAUGACCAAAGAAUUAUGACCUCUUGGUUUUAGCAGGAGAAAGAGAUGGUUUAUAUGCUGUACAUGAGGGUGAGAUCUGUGCAUUAAAGUAUCUUCCAGAAGGCACUGUGUAGGAUAAGAUUUUGAAAAAAGAUCCAUAUUGCAGUAGAGUUGAUGUGAUCACGUAUAUUUUAUAUAUUUAAAUUUUUAUCUAUGCUUCUAAAAAGUUUGGUAGCAUGAAAAGGUUUCUCUUUAAAAAAUCAUUUAAAAAUAUUAUAUUCUCAGAGAAGAAGAAAAUGUGUCAUUUGAAUUUAUUGUCAUAUUGGCUUUUUCUUUUAAAAUAAUAUUGACAGCAAUGCCACAAGGCUGAUGGCUGAUCAAUAAAACCAAAUAAAUAGAUAAAUUAGUGGGUUAUUUUGUAAUCUAUAUUGCUACAAUUGACUAUUACUUUAUCAAUAGUAGUUUCUUUCCAGACUGAAAUAAAAAAUAAAGUUUUUAAAUAUUUUAUAACUAAUGUA